AUGGUCUUGAAGUCGAUGAUCUUGUGCAUGCCCUUCGGAAGCUCUCCUGCAUCUUUCUCGACUUUGGACCUCGUGAAGCGCGUAGUGCAAGAUUCAGCAGCACCUGCAGAGUUUCUGAUGCAAGACUAUAUGCAGCUUCGAUGUCUGGAGCCACUCUUGCAUGCGGUCAAGGCCGAUGUGGAUCAUCCUUCAGAGUCUACUGAAGCUCAUUCAGCUCGGGUGAUGAUGGAUCACUUUGAAAACGACGAGAGGGCACAGAUGGCCAAUGGAAAGAGCAGGGGAAAUUCAACGUCGCAGUCGCUUGAGGAGUGGCUCAGAAAGCUCGUCACGGCCGAAUCGCUGGAUCUGAUCUGA
Messenger RNA from Pseudocercospora fijiensis CIRAD86, 354 nucleotides. RefSeq lists its product as uncharacterized. The record is from RefSeq and is a predicted model, not a curated record. The coding region runs from base 1 to 354 and encodes 117 amino acids. NCBI's taxonomy places the organism in Eukaryota, Fungi, Ascomycota, Dothideomycetes, Mycosphaerellales, Mycosphaerellaceae. The transcript is spliced from 7 exons.